AUGGAAAAGUGGUCCAGAGACACCUAUCAGCGAGGAGAUCGAUGUCAAUUUUGCCAUGUGGUACUUUCUGAAUCGCUGUCGUCCAAGAUUCCAGCUCCAAAAGUGGGAGAACAAAUGUGGCUGGAUAACAUCGCAAGAAGCAAGAGCAAGCAGUACCAGCAAAUCGAGGCACUAAUAACUAGCUCUCGCCUGGCUUGCCAAGUGUGUGUGACGGAAGACUUUUCCGGAACCACGAUCUUUGUUCCAGAACCGGAUUCAGUUGAAUAG
Blastocystis hominis is the source of this 267-nucleotide messenger RNA. RefSeq lists its product as hypothetical. Gene Ontology annotation, molecular function: iron-sulfur cluster binding. Lineage: Eukaryota; Bigyra; Opalinata; Blastocystidae. The coding region runs from base 1 to 267 and encodes 88 amino acids. The record is from RefSeq and is a predicted model, not a curated record. The transcript is spliced from 2 exons.